AUGGUCGCUCAUAGGAAACUAAGAGAAACCAAAUAUGAAAGAAGACGUGAAUACGACUCAGAAAUUGCCCAGCUAAAAGAGCGAAAGAUGCUAGAAAGAUGAAUUGAUAAUAUGUGGAUUGAAGUAGAGCUAGAAGAAGCCAGAGCUCAUAGGCUAGAAAUUGAUUUACAAGUUGAGCAGAGAAAUGAGAAAGGAAAAGGCAUGGAAAACAUGUUUGAGCUGCUGCUUGGGAUGACAGAAGAAGUUUAUGCGUUCCAGCAAAAUAAAAACUCAGAGGAGCUUGAUAAAAGAUAA
Blepharisma stoltei is the source of this 294-nucleotide messenger RNA. The record is from the annotation of a GenBank genome assembly. NCBI's taxonomy places the organism in Eukaryota, Ciliophora, Heterotrichea, Heterotrichida, Blepharismidae.